Achroia grisella is the source of this 1534-nucleotide messenger RNA. RefSeq lists its product as uncharacterized. The transcript has 5 exons. NCBI's taxonomy places the organism in Eukaryota, Metazoa, Arthropoda, Insecta, Lepidoptera, Pyralidae. Bases 76 to 969 code for a protein of 297 amino acids. The record is from RefSeq and is a predicted model, not a curated record.
GAUGAAAUUGUCUUGCGCACGUAGCGUGCGCUGUCGGAUUUGGUCGUUACCUGAGCAGUGACGGGAGGGAGCAGCAUGACAUUAGCACGCGCGGGCCACCGUGCUCUUCUUAUGGCACUCAUGCUCAUCUGUCAAGAUUGCGGCGUGAGAAGCUUAGAGUUACUGGAGCUACGUGUACCAGCACACGUGCCUCUUGGUACGCGGGCGCAGCUUUCCUGCCACUGGCGACUAGGACCUACUGACGUGUUAUACUCGGUUAAAUGGUAUAAAGACGGCAAGGAGUUCUUCCGUCAUGUACCCCGAGAUAUCGAGCCGUGCAGGAAGUUCCCUCUACCAGGCGUCGAUGUCGUGGCAUCAAGUCGGGACGCUGCCAAUGUCACUCUACAUGCGGCGGUCCUGGAAACCGGUGGGAGGUACCGCUGCGAGGUGUCAGGGGAGCGGCCGCUCUUCCUCACUGUGUCAGACCACGCUGACAUGACCAUCGUUGCAUUGCCCGACCAUGGACCAACGAUAACAGGGUCGCGUCUGCGAUAUCAGAUUGGAGACAGGGUCCAAGUGAAUUGUACGUCGGGGAAGUCACGACCGGCUACCCGGUUAGCGUGGUAUAUUAACGGUGAGCCGGCCCCCUCCCCGGCGGUUCUGGCCCCCACGCACCAAAUAACUGACGACGGGCUGGAAGUCACCAGUCUCGCACUUGACUUCAAAGCCAAGCCCAAACACUUUAGGAAGGGAGACCUUAAAUUAAAAUGUUUGGCCACAAUAGCAACAGUGUAUUGGCGUAGCAAUGAGGAGAGCGUCCAAGGGGAACGCUUGAAAGGCUACGCAAGGUCCCGGGAGCUCAGUGAGGGAACAUCGCGCGCGGACCGGGUCCAAGCCGCGGUUAAACCUGGGGGCUCCUCCACCGGACUCAGUGUCACCACACGUCUACUUGUGUUGUGUACGUUGAUUAUAUACAUGUUACCAACAUGACUCCGGAAUGAAACGAUAUGUGAUAUGCUCUUAUAAGUGCUGAAACAAGAUUUGUGAUAGUUCUACGUUUGUUGUGAAGUAUAGGUGUGAAAAGUGAUGGAAAACGCUUGGACGAAUAUUUUGACAAUUUGCUGGUUCGCUCUCUAUGCUUUUAGGACCAGAAUCCAUUCCAUACUUACUCUUAAGUUACAAAUAAUAUCAAUUUGUUAUAAUAACAAUUAACUAACUUACUUUGUUAAUAAUGCCAGGACCACCGAGGCACUUUAACCUUACAGUUACACCUAAACAGAGCUGAAAUUUAUAUACUUAGCUAUAAUCAGUGGGUAAUUUGAAUAUACCUAAUGUUGUUAAGAUCAAAUUAUGGUUGUAAAUGAUAGUAAAGUUGAGAAUAAGAUUAUGAUAGAGGAAAUUAUUUAUAAAAGCAAAAUGUUAAAUACAAACGAUUAAAUUGGAUAUUUUAAUGCAUUGCGAGAUUCUAUUUCGAACAUUAUAUGGGAAUGGAUCAUUCAUUAGGGACGGAAUAUUAAUUUAGACAUUUAAAAGUUUACAGGAAUUGUAACUGCUA